Menidia menidia (Atlantic silverside) is the source of this 7064-nucleotide messenger RNA. NCBI's taxonomy places the organism in Eukaryota, Metazoa, Chordata, Actinopteri, Atheriniformes, Atherinopsidae. The record is from the annotation of a GenBank genome assembly.
CGAGCAGCAAACUGGAGGGGGACAAAGCUGGACCGGGCUGCCAUCAUCCUUUGCUCCACACAGAACGCCCGAGCAUCGAUGUUGUCGGUGAAGUUUGAAGAAACCUUCCUGGACCGUGUGAUCUUUGUCCUGUUCAGAAUGGCCAUCGUGAGACAAUUCAGACUGCUUGUGUGGAAAAAUUAUCUUCAGCAGAAACGUCAGAUCCUGGUUACUCUGGUGGAGAUACUUCUGCCCUUGCUCUUCUCCGGCAUCCUCAUUGUGCUCCGUCAGAAGGUUCCUUUUAAGGACUUUCCGAACGCCACGAUCUACGAGAGCUUCGCCGUUGACAGUCUGCCACCGUUCAUGCGAAGCUUGCAGUUGGCCUACGUUCCCCAGAACUCCAGCGUGGUGCGUCAGGUGGCAGAGGAUGUGCGAGCCAGCCUUUUUCUCUCCUCAGUGCGUGGGUUUGAGACAGAGGAGCAGUUUGAGACCUAUGUGAAAAAUGACCCCCUCUCAGGAAAGCUACUAGCUGCAGUUGUGUUUGAGCACCCCUUCACUCAUGAUGAUGAGCCCCUGCCACUGAAGGUGAACUACCAUCUUCGCUUCACUUUCACCCCCCGCAACGCCCCACCAAAGGAGAAGUCCGAGCUGAACCCGAAUAGCGACCUUGACUGGCACACCCUCAGCCUCUUUCCACUUUUUCAGCUUCCAGGCCCAAGAGAACAGUAUGAUAAAAGGGGCGGCACACCAGGCUAUUUCCGAGAGGGCUUUCUGGCGGUGCAGCACGCAGUGGAUCGGGCUGUCAUGCGCUCCUACAACAGAACAGUUGCCUCACCUCUGCUGGGUCAGAUCAGAGUGGUUCUGUCCAGGUUUCCGUACCCCGCCUUCAUAUAUGAUGUGUUCAUCCUGGCCAUUCAGAACCAGCUGCCGCUUCUACUGGUGCUCAGCUUCACGUACACCUCUCUCAACAUAGUGCGAGCUGUGGUGCAGGAAAAAGAAAGGAAGCUCAAGGAGUAUAUGAGGAUGAUGGGUCUCAGCAACUGGCUCCACUGGAGUGCCUGGUUCUUGAUGUUCUUCCUCUUUCUCUCUAUCUCAGUCUUUUUUGUGACGCUGCUCCUCUGCAUCCAGGUGAGCCCUAACGGUGCAGUGCUGACCUACAGUGACCCCACUCUGGUCUUCUUCUUCCUCCUCCUCUUUACUGUGGCCACCAUCAACUUCAGCUUCAUGAUCAGUGCCUUCUUCUCGAGAGCUAAUGUGGCAGCAGCAGCAGGUGGAUUCAUGUACUUCUUCAGCUAUCUGCCUUAUUUGUUCCUGUGGCCACGCUAUGACUUACUGAGCCAUUCCCAGAAGGUUUCAGCCUGCCUUAUAUCUAAUGUGGCCAUGGCCAUGGGAGCACAACUCAUAGGAAUGUUUGAAGGCAAAGGAACCGGAAUCCAGUGGUCUAACUUGUUUGACCCUGUAACGGUGGAUGAUGACUUCUCUAUGGCUCAGGUUCUGAGCUUGCUGCUGUUUGACUCUGUGCUGUAUGGCCUGGUGGCCUGGUACAUGGAGGCAGUUUUUCCUGGGGAGUACGGAGUGCCUCUGCCGUCUUACUUCUUUUUACUGCCUUCAUACUGGUGCAGCAGCCCUCGCAUGGCUUUGGUGAAUGAAAAGGAGGAAGAGGAGGAUGCAGAAAAAGCUCUGAAAGGGGAGUUUAUGGAAGAAGAGCCAGCUGGACUAGUUUCUGGGAUAAAGAUAAAACACCUGACUAAGGAAUUCAAAGUGGGCAACAAGAUGCGCCAGGCUGUACGAGAUCUGACGCUCAACAUGUUUGAAGGACAGAUCACAGUGGUGCUGGGACACAAUGGAGCUGGGAAGACCACAACACUGUCCAUGCUCACAGGUCUGUUUCCUCCGACCAGUGGCAGAGCCUAUAUCAAUGGUUAUGACAUCUGUCAGGACAUGGCACUGAUACGCCGCAGUCUGGGACUCUGUCCCCAGCACGAUGUUUUGUUCGACAACCUUACGGUUAGAGAGCACCUCCUCUUCUACACACAGUUAAAAGGCUUCUCCAAAGACAAAAUUCCAGACGAGGUGGAUCGCAUCAUCCGCAUCCUGAACCUUGAGGACAAGAAGCAGGCUCGCUCAAAGACCCUGUCUGGUGGCAUGAAGAGGAAGCUUUCAAUUGGAAUUGCUCUCAUUGGAGAAUCCAGGGUUGUUAUGUUAGAUGAGCCCACAUCUGGUAUGGAUCCAUCUGCUCGGCGUGCCACCUGGGACCUCCUGCAGGGGGAAAAACGGGGUCGCACAAUCCUGCUCACCACUCACUUUAUGGACGAAGCUGACCUUCUUGGUGACCGUAUAGCCAUAAUGGCAGGCGGGGAUUUGCAGUGCCUGGGGUCACCACUCUUCCUCAAAAACAAAUAUGGUGCUGGUUACCACAUGGUGAUAGUUAAGGACGCUCUUUGUAAUGUGUCUGAGAUCACUCGCCUUGUGCACAUGUACGUUCCAAAUGCUACGCUGGAGAGCAGUGCUGGAGCCGAGCUGUCUUAUAUUCUGCCGAAAGAAAGCACCAACAGGUUUGAACUGCUGUUUGCUGAGCUGGAGAUGAACAGAGAAGAGCUUGGUAUUGCCAGCUUUGGAGCCUCAGUGACCACUAUGGAGGAGGUUUUUCUUAGAGUGGGGAAACUGGUGGACUCCAGCUUAGACAUCCAGGCUAUUCAGCUUCCCGCCCUGCAGUACCAGCACGAGAGGCGCUCUCAUGACUGGACCACGGAUGACAACAGCAGCAUCAGCGGGCUGACCGAUGUCACCGACUUCACAGACAGCGGCACGCUCAUCUCAGAGGACUGCUCCAACAUAAAGCUGAACACUGGGUUCAGACUACACCUGCAACAGUUCUAUGCCAUGUUCCUGAAGAGGGCACUGUACAGCUGGAGAAAUUGGAAGGUGAUGGUGGCUCAGUUCCUGGUCCCUUUGAUCUUCACUGUCGUGGCCUUAGUUGUGGCGCGCACCUUUCCCAAUCACCAGAACGCUCCUCAGCUGAAGCUUGCACUCAGUCGCUAUGGUGCCACCAGGGUUCCCGUGGCCCUGCCGCCUGGAGCAGGCCCCCUCGCCUCGGCCUUGGCAAACACAUACACCUCUCAGCUUUCCUCUCAGCAUGGUCAACUCAUCAAUUUAACGGACUUCACAGAUUACAUCCUAACGCAGGCCAAGGAGGAAGGCGGCAGCUUUAAUGAGCGCUGUGUGGUGGGUGCUGCUUUUCGUGGCAGCAGCAGCCAAUACGCCGAAGCAACAGCCUACUUUAACAAUCAGGGUUAUCACACGCCUGCGACGGCCCUCAUGAUGGUCGAUAAUGCUCUGUUCAAGCUUCUGGCCGGUCCUAAUGCUUCCAUCCAGACAGGGAAUCUUCCCAUGCCACGCAAUCUGUCUGAGGCUGCACGAAGCCAGCUCACAGAGGGUAAGACGGGGUUUGCCAUUGCCAUCAACCUGAUGUAUGGGAUGGCCUCCCUGUCCAGCACCUUUGCCUUGUUACUUGUAACAGAGUCCUCUAUCAAGUCUAAGCAUGUUCAGCAGGUCAGCGGAGUCUACCUGUCAAACUUCUGGUUUUCAGCCCUGUUGUGGGACUUGAUCAACUUCAUGCUUCCCUGCAUCCUUAUGCUGGUGGUGUUUCAGGCAUUCGGUAUCAAGGCUUUUGUGGAUGACAGCCAUCUUAUAGAUGUGCUGUUGAUACUGUUGCUGUACGGCUGGGCUGUUGUGCCUCUCAUGUACCUGCUCAGCUUCCUCUUCUCCACUGCUGCUACUGCCUACACACGCCUCACCAUCUUCAAUGUGAUCUCGGGCACUGCCACUUUUCUUGCCGUCACCAUCAUGACAAUCCCUGAUAUCACAUACCAAACAAACUACUUCUCGAUAUCAGAGCCUGGUGUUGGACGUUUUCUCGUAGCCUUCUCAGUGCAGGGUGUUGUAUUCAUCCUGCUGCUGUUUGUCAUCGAGCUGCAGUGUGUCCACACUAUCUGGCGACUCCUCACUUCCCUGUGCCGCAGACACAAACAGUUGCCCCUAAUAACGGAUGCAGCGCUCCAACCAGAAGACAGAGAUGUGGCUGAAGAGAGGAAGAGGGUCCUGGAGUGUCAGCCUGUAGUGGAGUCCAUGGUUGGGAGCCCGCUCAUACUGCAGGAGCUCAGCAAGGUGUACAGCAGCGGGGAGACUCUUCUGGCUGUAGACAGGCUGUCUCUGGCUGUGGGGAAAGGGGAGUGUUUUGGCCUCCUGGGCUUUAAUGGAGCUGGGAAGACCACCACAUUUAAGAUGCUGACGGGGGAUGAAAGCGUCACGUCUGGGGACGCCUUUAUUGAUGGAUACAGUAUCUUGAGGGACAUUAAGAAAGUGCAGCAGCGCAUAGGUUACUGCCCUCAGUUUGAUGCUGUGUUGGACCAUAUGACGGGAAGAGAAACACUGUGCAUGUACGCCCGGCUCAGAGGAAUACCAGAGAAGUAUGUGUCUGGUUGUGUGGAGAAUGUUCUGAGGUCGCUGCUGCUCGAGCCUCAUGCUGACAAACUGGUCCGCAGCUACAGUGGGGGCAACAAGCGGAAGCUGAGUGCAGGCAUGGCUCUGAUUGGUGGCCCUCCGGUCAUCUUCCUGGAUGAGCCUUCAACAGGAAUGGACCCUGUGGCUAGGAGGCUGCUGUGGGACGCCAUUACACGCACUCGGGAGUCCGGCAAGGCCAUAAUCAUCACUUCUCACAGCAUGGAGGAGUGUGAGGCCCUGUGCACCAGGCUCGCUGUGAUGGUCAACGGUCAGUUUAAGUGCCUCGGGAGUCCCCAACACCUGAAAAGCAAGUUUGGUAGUGGCUACACCCUCCUGGCUAAAGUGCAUGUGGAGGCAGAGUUGGAGGACAGCGACCUGCUUCUUUUUAAAGACUUCAUUGAAAGCACCUUUCCUGGAAGUCAGCUGAAAGAUGAGCACCAGGGAAUGGUGCACUACCAUUUGACUGACAAAACGCUAACCUGGGCACAGGUAUUUGGGACAUUGGAGGCAGCAAAAGAGAAAUAUCAGAUCGAAGACUACUGUGUGAGCCAGAUUUCUCUGGAGCAGGUGUUCCUCAGCUUCGCCCAGUUCCAACACUGCACGCAGACUGAGAGGAAGUAAGAGAAAGGAAAAAAGAGCUGUCUUUUGCCUAUUCUCAUCACUUUGAUUUUUUUACCCUGUGUACAAGGACUAAAUCCCACAGCAAGUGUGAGCGCAGGCUGGAGCAGAACAUUGAUUAUCUCCAGCUCCACUUUUAACUUGAACAUUAACACAGACCCACUGAUCCAGUCACAAGAAUCACUUUUUUUUUUGCUGCAUCACUUUUGUGUGUCUUCGUUUGGUCAUUCUUUUAUUCGUUCCUGUGUGAAUGUAGAAACACUGAUUUUGACUAUAACUUGAUCCGUGGCCUGUGGCCAUUCUGCACCAUUUUUAAUGAAAGUCUAAGACAGUGACAUCUUGUAACCACUACACAGAACUGCGUGACAGGGCUUUUUAUGGCGUGUGUGAGCACGCUAAGGUUCCGUGCUGAUCUUGUUUUCGUUAUUUAUGACUGUUGUCCUUUCUUGUAUUUUAUUAUAAUUUUUUGGGGUGAUUGUCAAUCAUCUCUAAAGGACAACCUCUCAAACUGAUGUGAUUGUUAAAUUGUUGCACACCUUCGAGCCUUAUCUAACAAGUGAGGGUCCUUGUCUCUUUCCAUUGCAUAACAGGAAUGGUUAUCCAUAAGAGCCUCUUAAUGUUGUUGCCAGGUGUACAUAAUACAAGUCUUUAUGGUACUAAAACCAUUUACCGUAGUCAAGAUGGUUUGUUUUGGAUAAUUAACGAGUGCAUGCAAUAUAACUUAGAGAAAGCAUGAUACUUUGAAGGAAGAAAAUUUUAGUUCUACAGAACAAGACCGUCCAUGCCGAGAUUAAUCCUCAGAGUACAUGUAAUCCAUUCUAAGUACAGUUCGUGCUUCUCAGUUUUCAGCUUUUGUUUGGCAAUCGUCCUAUUUUCUGCUGCCAAAAAAAAUUGAAGCGGCAUUUUGCUUCAGAUGUUGGUCAACACAAUUCACACUGAGGGUGUGUAGAGGGAAAUUCUGAAGUCAGUGUGUGAUGCACGAGAACGUCAUGUGAUUGACUGAUUUUGACCUAGAGUAGUUUUUCUGUGGCUACAGGAUAUGUCUGUCACAAUUCUUAUAGUUUUUAAAAAAAAGAUUUUUGUUACAAACAAUUGCUACUGUUCAAACUUUACGUCUUCAGAGCAGCUCUCAUGAAGGAAUGAAAAUCAGUGCAAUGUUAAAAUGGCCUACAGUUAGUGGAUAAUGAAACUUGCAUUCCUGUGCAUUCAGACAAAUGCCUUGUUGGACAGAGGAAUGAUCAGCACCAUGUUUUGUAUUCUUUUCUCUUUGUUUGGUUGUGCAAUGGACCUCAGUUCAGAGCUUGCUCAGAUUGCUGCGUUCCCAAAGCCUUGUUCAUUCUUAAAAACUUGUAAAAAGAUGUAUGUAUAGUGUAGAAAAGAUGUAGAAUAACAAUCAACGUUUCCCAAAGUAAUUUCCACACAUGUUGAGAAAUGUAGUCACAGUCUCCUGCUUUCAUAAGGAUCAAUAUUAUAACCUGAGGGUAUUAAACAAAUCAUCUCAUUUAGUGACAUUAGUGACAAGACAUUCCUGCUCUUAGAAGAAAAAAAAACUUUUUCAGAAGUGAGAUGAAUGUAUGUUGUGUAACUAAACACAGCACUAAAUUACAUUACUACCUGCUUUCCAUGAUUUACAGUGCUUCCGUCAUGAUCUGUACUAUGUAUAUUCCCAUUGCUGUUAAGUCGAUCUUUGCCAGGCAUUUUAAUUUUCCUUACUGAAAAAAUCUGGAUGUAAAUUGCACAAUCCAGCCCUCAUUACAUGUAUGACUUGAGAGAGCUGCAAAGUGAAAGAGAAAAGCACCGCUGAUUUGUAGGGAUUGAGUCCUGCUGAAAUUUGGUGUAUCGUAUGUAAAAAGGGAAUUUCCAUGAAUGUAAUUGUGUACUGUUGUGUACCUUCAAAAUGACCGUGUCAACUCUGUAUGUCUCGCUGUUCUUUUUAAAUUAAACAAUGCUCUAUGCAAAUGGUU